Molecule: messenger RNA, 2567 nt
Organism: Quercus lobata
Lineage: Eukaryota; Viridiplantae; Streptophyta; Magnoliopsida; Fagales; Fagaceae
Gene: SBTI1.1
Product: subtilase family protein
Exons: 2
Coding region: 46-2343 (765 amino acids)
Biological process (GO): proteolysis
Molecular function (GO): serine-type endopeptidase activity
Source: RefSeq, a predicted model, not a curated record
CUCAUUCUCAUUCUCUUGGUCUUGGGGUUCAGCAAGGAAGUCAUCAUGGUGCUUUGGACACCCUUGCUCUUUCUGGCAUUCAUGGCUACAACUUCAAUUGCCUCAAUGGACAAACAGACAUACAUAAUUCACAUGGACAAGACCAAAAUCACUGCAUCAGAUCAUACUCUAGGCAAUGCCAAACCAUGGUACGAAUUGAUGAUGGACUCGAUGCAUGAAAUUUUAUCUCAAGAGGAAGAAGAUAUGUCACCCCUUGAGCUUCUUUAUAUCUAUAAAACCUCCAUUUCUGGUUUUGCUGCCCAACUUUCCACAAAACAGGUCCAAUCCUUGAAAAGACUCAAUGGCUUUCUCUCCGCCACUCCUGAUGAAAUGCUAAGUCUUCAUAUCACUCAUACCCCUCAGUUUCUUGGCCUACAUCUUGGCGAAGGACUUUGGAAUGCUCCCACAUUGGCUUCUGAUGUGAUAAUAGGCAUUGUGGAUACAGGAAUCUGGCCAGAACAUGUUAGUUUCAAGGACUCAAGCAUUUCCCAAGUGCCCUCUCGUUGGAAAGGCACUUGUGAGGAAGGCACAAAGUUCUCAGUUGCAAAUUGCAACAAGAAACUAAUAGGUGCAAGGGCCUUUUACAAAGGGUACGAGACCAUUGUUGGAAGAAUCAAUGAGACAAUGGAUUACAGAUCCCCUAGAGAUUUCAAUGGGCAUGGGACACACACUGCCUCAACUGCUGCUGGAAAUCUUGUGCACAAUGCAAACUUUUUAGGCAUGGCAAAGGGUUUGGCUAGUGGUAUGAGCUAUACUUCAAGAAUUGCAGCAUAUAAAGCAUGCUGGCGAAGAGGCUGUACUAAUUCAGAUCUAUUGGCAGCCAUAGAUCGUGCAGUAGCUGAUGGAGUCGAUGUGCUGUCACUCUCUUUAGGAGGUUUCUCCAAGCCAUAUUAUAGUGAUAAUAUUGCAAUAGCCACAUUUGGGGCAGUCCAGAAUGGGGUUUUUGUUUCUUGUUCUGCAGGCAAUUCAGGACCUUUUAGUUCGUCCGUUAGCAAUGCUGCACCGUGGAUCAUGACCGUCGCUGCAAGCUAUAUUGACAGAAGCUUUCCAACAACAGUGAAGCUUGGGAAUGGGAAAACUUUUGAAGGGUCAUCUUUAUAUUCUGGCAAGCGGACAAAGCAACUACCACUUGUAUAUGCAAGCACUGCAGGUGGGCAAUUAGCACAGUUUUGUAUAAAUGAUUCCCUAGUGCCAAAGCUUGUGAAGGGAAAGAUUGUUGCUUGUGAGCAAGGAAUAAACAGCCGGGCGGAAAAGGAAGAGCAAGUAAAAAAUGCAGGAGGGGCUGGAAUGCUAUUGCUUAAUGCUGAAAUUUAUGGCGAGGAGCUGCUUGCUGACUCUCACACUUUGCCAGCCACUUCUUUAGGAGCUUCUGCAGGAAAAGCCAUCAAGAACUAUGUGCGCUUGAACAAAAAUCCAACAGCUUCAAUUCUGUUCAGAGGGACAGUUUAUGGCAAUAUUGCACCAGUAAUGGCAGCAUUUUCAUCUAGAGGACCAAGUUUGGUUGGACGGGAUGUGAUCAAGCCGGAUAUAACUGCACCAGGUGUGAACAUAUUGGCUGCUUGGCCAGCCAAGACUAUCCCAUCCUUACUCAAGAAUGAUAAAAGAAGUAUACUGUUCAAUAUAAUUUCAGGUACCUCAAUGUCUUGUCCUCAUGUUAGUGGCUUAGCUGCACUUCUUAAAUCUAUACACAAAGAUUGGUCACCUGCAGCUAUCAAAUCUGCUUUAAUGACCACUGCUUAUGUACUAAACAGCAAAAGGGCUCCAAUAGCAGAUAUUGCUUCUAAUAGCUCUAAGGCUGCCACACCUUUCGCAUUUGGCUCAGGCCAUGUUAACCCAAAAUGUGCAUCUGAUCCAGGUCUGAUCUAUGAUAUCACAUCUGAGGACUACCUAAAUUAUUUGUGCAGCCUAAAUUAUAACUCUACUCAGAUAGCUUUACUAUCAAGGGGGAAUUUCACUUGUCCUAACAAUGCAUUUCUUCAGCCUGGUGACUUAAACUACCCUUCUUUUGCUGUGCUGUUGGAUCAAAAUGCCUCGAACACUAGUGUGACAUACAAGAGGACAGUGACAAAUGUUGGGACCCCAAUGAGUACUUAUGUGGUGCAAGUGGAUGAACCUAACGGAGUAUCAGUGACCGUUGAGCCUAAGUGUUUGAAGUUUGAAAAUUUGGGUGAGAAAUUGAGUUACAAUGUGAGGUUCAAUGCAUUGCGAAGAACAAAAUCUUCGAGUAAUUUCUCUUUCGGGUCUUUAGUUUGGAUGUCUGAAUUUUAUACUGUUAGAAGUCCAAUAGCAGUAACUUGGCAAUAAUUUGAAGUUAGUGCAGGUUUUUAAGUUGGGACCUUGAAGUAUUUUGAAGAAGAAAGGAGGAGUGCUUCUGUGAAAUUCACGAAAAGUUUUUAUUUAUGUAUUGAAAUUCCAAGUUCAUGUUAUGUAUUUAGUGCAAUAGGAAUACGCGUUUAAUUGAAAAAUGAUUCAAUGUCCCAGUAAGGAGCUGAAUCAGUUCCUGAUGAAUACUUUUCAAGGGUUGACUA